UUACGCAGACGGAAGGGGCAGCGCUGUGCUACGUGGGGAAGGUAUCCGGCCAAACUGUUCACAACUCAGGCUUGGGACACCUUGUGAACUACCUAUGUAUUUUCGUCAGGUUCUGCGUGCACAGUUCGCCGGGAACAGAGCUGCCCACCUAGGCCGCUUACACCGCGUUUGUCGAGCCGAGGUAGCUGCGCUGAAAAUAAACUACCCUGCUGUCAUUCUCGUAAACAUUUUCUUUACGAUGGUUGCUGCGGAGCACAUUGCCAGCAGCAGCUCGGUUGGUGGUGGUGGCUGUGGGGAGCCUGCGAUGCCCCAGCGUCACCACCAACAGAGACCACUCUGCACCAAAAGGGAUGAGGUGAAGCUGGCAGAGGAAGCCAGCAAGAAGUACGGCUCCCCAACUCCAACCAUCUUCUCCAAAGUAAUUGAUAAAAGCAUCCCUGCGGAUAUCAUUUAUGAGGAUGAGAAGUGUUUGGCAUUCAGGGACGUCAACCCACAGGCCCCCGUUCACUUCCUGGUUAUUCCAAGGGUCCCUAUUCCUAGAAUAAGCGCUGCAAAGGAUGAUGAUGCUGCGCUCCUCGGACAUUUGUUGGUUGUUGCCAAGAAUGUGGCAAAGCAAGAAUCUCUUAAUGAAGGCUACAGAGUGGUAAUCAACGAUGGAAAAGACGGUUCUCAGUCAGUCUACCACCUUCACAUCCACGUCCUGGGAGGAAGACAGAUGAUGUGGCCGCCAGGAUAAUGUGUGCUAAUGUGUGUGUCCGGAUCUCCAGCGUACUUCCAUGACUUUUCAUGUGUUCAUCAAAAAAGAAAAUGUAAAUAUGUUGACCUAAAUAAAAGCAAAAAUUAAACAUAGAAGUGAAGACAUUAUGAUUAAAAUGACUGCACCAUUUCUAAUAAUAACAUCUUGGAUUAAAUAUUUAGUUGGUAAACUAAUCCAGAGGACAUAGGCAGCAAUUGUCAAAGAAUUGUUUUUAUUUGUAAAAUAGAUUUGACCUGUUCUUACAUGUUCACAUUAAAUGAUUAUUUGGGAAGACAGGAUAAAUACAAA
Messenger RNA from Mugil cephalus (flathead mullet), 1045 nucleotides. It is a transcript of the gene hint2, whose product is annotated as histidine triad nucleotide binding protein 2. NCBI's taxonomy places the organism in Eukaryota, Metazoa, Chordata, Actinopteri, Mugiliformes, Mugilidae. The transcript is spliced from 5 exons. The coding region runs from base 95 to 736 and encodes 213 amino acids. Gene Ontology annotation, cellular component: mitochondrion; cytoplasm. The record is from RefSeq and is a predicted model, not a curated record. Gene Ontology annotation, molecular function: hydrolase activity.